Heterobilharzia americana is the source of this 2148-nucleotide messenger RNA. Lineage: Eukaryota; Metazoa; Platyhelminthes; Trematoda; Strigeidida; Schistosomatidae. The record is from the annotation of a GenBank genome assembly.
UGAAUGUCUAAAUAUACUGUAUGGAAUUGACUUUGAACUCGAAUCUAGUAAGGAGUAUGAAGAAGCAAGAGCCAACACGUUAACUGGCUCUUAAUCAAAUCUCGAGAUGGGAUUAGACUCAUUGGCAUUCGGAAAUUCAUGUCAACGAAAAACUAAAGACAGCGGGGUUUUUGGUUUCUAAUUGCUGGUCAUGGUUUAAAUAAAAUAGUUUCAUCUGAUAAAAUGAUAUCUGGCCGAUUAAAAACUUUUCGCAAAGAAAUCGAAGAUGUUCGCGAAGGAAAAGAGCAUUCUUUAGAAGCUAUUCGCAAGGAUUUGACUUCAAUCCCUUACAUCCCUGAACUAGCAAAACUGGAACACUUACGUUCUCUAACUUUAGCUCAUAAUAAAAUUACAGAAAUACCCCAGGAGAUAUCGACACUGCAAGGUUUGGAACACCUUAAUCUUUUUAACAAUUGCAUCGUGAAUAUCUCUCCGAAAAUUGUGGAGCUGACGUACUUACGUUCCUUAAACCUUGGAAUGAAUAAACUAUCUGUUCUACCUCGCGGUUUCGGUGCUUUCCCUUCUUUGGAAAUUCUUGACCUAACAUAUAAUAACUUACGAGAAACUAGUCUACCCGACAACUUUUUCAAUUUAAUAACACUUAGAGCAUUAUAUCUUUCGGACAAUGAUUUUGAAUAUAUUCCACCAGGCAUUGGCAAACUUGUGAAUCUGGAAAUAUUAGCGCUGCGGGAUAAUGAUCUUGUGGCCUUACCGGCAGAAAUAUGUCUACUUACCCGACUGAAAGAACUUCAUCUUCAAAACAAUCGCCUUGCGGUUCUACCUCCUGAGUUAGGUGUGCUCGAUCUUUGCGGACCUAAACAGGUAGCAAAACUGUCAGGUAAUGAUUGGGUUUCACCAAUCGAAGAUCAAUUACAAGUUGGUCUUUCUCAUGUGUUUGACUAUAUUCGAUCUGAGACCUAUAAAUUUUUGUAAAAACUUUUGAUGAUGGUUGCUUCAGAGAUAACUACUGUUUGUCUUUUCAAUCCUGCUGCUACUAGUGUAUGCUACAGAUAAAAGAAACGCGUUAAAGAGCUGCUUGCCUAAAGUAGAUAGGCGGAGAAUGAUGAAUACAGCAGUGAAUAUGGGAAAUGAAAAUUUAUUUGGCAUCUGUAACGAUCUUAGUUUUGAUAUGUUGAGAAUUAACCGAAUAAUUCCGGUUCCCUAGAUUUUCUGAACCAAAGUGUUUUGUUUUGAAUGCUUGCAGUGAAAUCUUCAAGGAACUGUAAACCAAACUUCAUGUUUGUUAGAAAUCUUUAUUUAGGUCUGUUUGCGAUCUUGAAGAAACUUAUGCUUUUUUCGAGGUUUAAGUCGAAGAAAAGGACAUAAAAGUGUGAUAAUAAAUGAUACACACUCCCUUGCAUGAUGUAAUUUUUCAUUAUUAUCUAAUUUGUACUAACCCCAACAUUUAUUAUAUAUGAAUUUGUUUGUUUGCUUUUAAUCAGUUUAUACCAACGUCAUAUCGCAGCUGACAAUAAACCGAGACCAGUAGUUGAUAAGUCGAAAAAGCUCAGUCGGAAGGUACAAUAAGAUCACGGUAUAUAUUCUCUACACUUCAGUUGUAGUGUUUCUCUGACGAUCUAAAAAUUUAAUCUUGUACGCAAAUCAGAACUAUGAAUCGCAUUAAAUAUGUUCUUGCUUUCUUUUAAAACCAUUUUAUUGUGAUUUAAUUGUAAUUGCCUAUUGUGUAUGCAUAAACUAGACAGUUUCAAACAUUUCGUUGAAAUCAAACCUGGUACUUCUUUUUUUUGGAGAAAAACAGUUAGGAUAUUUUAUGCUUAUCCAACUAAUAUUUCAUUGCUUUAUACCAGUAUCUCUUAUAUUGACCACUUUAAAUCUGCGUUUUGGAAAAUAAUCUUUUAUUUUCAGUUUUAAGGCAGUGUCACUUUUAUUUUGUUUUUCGUUGAAUUAUUUUUUAAAGUUCUUCGGUAUUUUGUGCCUCAUAUUCAUCGUCUUUGAUUUCUUCUGGCUUUUUUCCUAUAGAAAAUAAUAUAAAGCAUGAUUUUGUUGCAAUGUGUAUUACCUUUUAUAAAUUCUUCCAAUGGUAGAGGAUCAGCGAUUGCCCAAUCCUCGAGAAUACUCUAAAAUUUGCGAUAAAUACAUAUUGAAAUU